CCUACCAGAGUUAUCCAGCAUCCCUCAGCAAGUGAGACUGUUAACUAUGAUGUCAGGGCUUUUGGAUCCUCUCUGCCUGUUAAGGUUAUGGAAGCCCUGAAGAAGGCUGAUGCUGAAGACCAGCUGAGCGUUCAAGUGGAUGAAAGUGGAUGGGCCUGGCUAGUCCAUAAAGAGAGGCUGAUUAUUUGGAAGAUUGGUCAGUCUCCAGUAGCUAAGUUAUCUCUGUGCAAGGAACUGCAGCUGCCACCCAGUGACUUCCAGUGGAGUUCUAGUUUAGCAGCCAUAUCUUGUGUCAGUUCCUCAGGUGAAGCGCCUUCUCUGCAGUCUCUGGCAAUAAUGGUUGCUACCAGCGAAGGUUCUGUGCGCUACUGGCCCAAUCUUGCACAUGAAGGUUCCUAUACAGAGACUUCUACAGAUUUUGGAGGCUCUCUGUGCAGUUUCCUUACAGCAGUAAAGGGAGGAAGCUUUAUUUUAUCAUCAUCCAGAGGCCAGCUAGUUCGAUUGACACCAGAUAGUUCGGGCAAGAUUCAUCAGCAUGCCCUGCCACAGGGUCAGGGCAUGUUUUCUGGAAUUGGUAGAAAAGUUUCUUCUCUUCUGGGUAUAUUGUCUCCUGGACAUGGUGCUGUGAUUUCUAGCGUUCUUUGGGAUAAAGAGAGAUCAAGCUUUUUCAUGCUAACAAGUUCAAAUCUAAACAAAUGGGAGAUUGAUGAUUCAUCAGAACGUUAUAUUCUCAGCUGGGAUAUCAACAGGAUCCUGAAAGAACAUAUUACAGAUGCAAUUUGGGGUUCUGAAAGUAACUAUGAAGAUAUUAAAGGAGGAGUAAAUAUACAAUACAUGGAUUUGCAACGGAAUUGUGAUGGUCUGGUGAUACUUGCUGCAGCAUGGCAUCCUGGAGAUAGUCCGUGUCUUGUGUAUUACACUCUGGUAACAGUAGAAGAUAAAGGCUACCAGAUGUCUGAUGACGUUGUUGUGGAGGUCACACAGUAUAAUCCAUCUUUUCAGUCAGAAGAGGAAGUGUUGUGCUGUCUGGUAGUCCCGGAUUACUUUAGCCAUGCUGCUUACCUCUACAAGGAAGAUGAAGUGUUUGCUUGUUCCACUGGAACUGGAAGAAUUUCUUUACCACAAGAGAAAAUAAUAUUUGGCAUUCAAGGUGAUAGCAUUUUAGGAGCAGGUUCCUGUACUGGCCUCCCUAUCUUCUUUACCAAAAAAAGUGGACUUAUCACCAUCUUGUCCAGGGAAAACACUUCUGUGCUUCCUGAAGACCUUGAAGAUUCCCUGUCCUCUUUUGUUGCUGGACCAAGAAGUGAGAGUCCUGCGUUUGACAUUGCCAGUAGGCUAGAAAUUAUAGCUCAAGAAGAUAAGACUAAAUUACUGAAAGCUGCUUUUCUACAGUACUGCAGGAAAGAUCUAGUCAAUGCACAAAGCAUGGUAGCUGAGCUCUUUCCAAGUAAUACAGAUCUGGAUUCUGACGCUGAACUGGAUAGGGCAGUGACUCAGAUCAGUGUGGACUUAAUAGAUGAUUACCCUGCCUCUGAUCCAAGAUGGGCUGAAUCUGUACCUGAAGAAGCGGCUGGUUUCAGCAACACAUCUCUCAUUCUUCUCCAUCAGCUAGAGGAUAAGACAAAAGCACACACCUUCUUCAUCGAAUUUCUUCAUCAGGUUGGUGUCUUUGAACGUCUGGGUGUUUUCCCAGUACGAGGGAUGCCGAUGGCAACUCGAUUGUUGCUCUGUGAGCACGCAGAAAAACUAGCAGCAGCUAUCAUUCUCAAGAAUCACCACUCCAGGCUGCCUGAUCUAGUGAAUGCUGCUAUACUGAUGGCAUUAAACAAAAGGGAGUGUGACAUUCCACCAAGUCUUACUGCUGCAGAUGUGUUCUUUCGCGAGGUGUCCCAGAUAGAUUCCGUCUUUGAAUGCUUACUAGAAGAAGAGGAACAAAUCCUGAAAGAUUUGCCCAUUGAAUCAAUUGAGUGGGCACAGAUAGUUGUGAAUGUGAACAACAUAAUUAAGGACAUGCUACAGGCUGCCUGUCAGUAUCGUCAAUCUAGAGCCUCUUUAUAUAAAGCAGGAGAGCUUCCAGAAAGAGAACCUGAAUAUAUUCCAUGGACAGCAUCUAGUGGCCUUCGUACAGCAAUAAUACGUCAGCAUGGAAUCAUUCUGAAGAUGGUGUAUCCCCAGGCGGACAGUAACCUCCGUAGCAUUGUGGCUGAACAGUUGGUGGCACUACUGGAUUGUUUCCUAGAUGGCUAUGUUUCUCAGCUGAAAUCUGUGGACCGCCCUGCUGAUCAAGAGAGAUACAGCAAUGUAGAAAUGGAAUAUGUGCAGAAGAGGUCAGAACUCUUGUUACCCCUCCUUUCCCUGGGACAGUAUCAGAUGGCAGCUGCUUUAGCAGAGAAGUACUGUGACUUUGAUAUCCUGGUGCAAAUGUGCGAGCAGACAGACAACCAGCCCAGAUUACAACGUUACAUGAGCCAGUUUGCAGAUCAGAAUUUUUCAGAUUUCCUGUUUCGCUGGUAUUUAGAAAAGGGAAAGCGAGGGAAGCUGCUAUCUCAGCCUAUUGCUCAGCACGGACAGCUGGCCAGUUUCUUGCAAGCUCAUGAGCAUCUGAGCUGGUUACAUGAAAUCAAUAGUCAGGAUUUGCAAAAGGCUCACAGAACCUUGCAGACUUUAGCAAACAUGGAGACUCGAUAUUUUGCAAAGAAGAAAACACUCCUUGGCUUGAGCAAAUUAGCUGCACUGGCAUCUGAUUUUUCAGAAGAUAUACUGCAAGAGAAAAUAGAAGAAAUAUCAGAACAGGAACGCUUUCUGUUACAUCAGGAGACACUUCCUGAACAAUUACUGGCAGAGAAACAGUUGAACCUCAAUGACAUGCCAGUGUUGUCUGCAUCUCAGCUCAUUGAUGUAAGUAUCUGA
This is a messenger RNA of Pterocles gutturalis (yellow-throated sandgrouse), 2910 nucleotides long. It is a transcript of the gene NUP133, whose product is annotated as nucleoporin 133kDa. NCBI's taxonomy places the organism in Eukaryota, Metazoa, Chordata, Aves, Pterocliformes, Pteroclidae. The coding region runs from base 88 to 2910 and encodes 940 amino acids. Gene Ontology annotation, cellular component: nuclear pore outer ring. The transcript is spliced from 21 exons. The record is from RefSeq and is a predicted model, not a curated record. Gene Ontology annotation, biological process: poly(A)+ mRNA export from nucleus; transcription-dependent tethering of RNA polymerase II gene DNA at nuclear periphery; protein import into nucleus. Gene Ontology annotation, molecular function: structural constituent of nuclear pore; protein binding.